Porites evermanni is the source of this 345-nucleotide messenger RNA. NCBI's taxonomy places the organism in Eukaryota, Metazoa, Cnidaria, Anthozoa, Scleractinia, Poritidae. The record is from the annotation of a GenBank genome assembly.
AUGCCACGCCAUCAGCUUAAUUCCAAACAAAGUAGGUACAUGAAGGAAAAGUUUAAACAUGGAGAGACCACGGGGAUUAAAGCAAGCCCAGAUGACGUCUCGGAGGAGAUGAGAUGUUUGAGAGAUCAGAGCGGGAUGCGAAUCUUCACGUUAAAGGAGUUCCUACGUCCACAACAAAUCACCUCAUUCUCCUCUAGGAUGGCAUGUAAGAGAAGAGAUGCCACCGACUCCGAUGAUGAGGCUGAAGAAUUUGCGAGGCAGCAAGCGGCUGUCCACUCGGAUGUGAUGGAAUUUUUACGGCAGGAAAUCAUCCCUUGCUUUUCUCUGGCAAAAACCUGUGCUUGA